This is a messenger RNA of Cuscuta europaea, 4734 nucleotides long. NCBI's taxonomy places the organism in Eukaryota, Viridiplantae, Streptophyta, Magnoliopsida, Solanales, Convolvulaceae. The record is from the annotation of a GenBank genome assembly.
AUUUAUAUGUCCGUCAGUCCUUUGUUUAGUAUCAUCUCUCAUCACUGCACUGAGCUAGCAAUUAAUUAAGUAGGAGUGAUUUAUAAUACUACAUUGAAGUUAAUUAAUUACUUAGUCCAAGCAGGAAAUGAUUGAGAAGCUUUGGGACGAGGUUAUGGCCGGACCUCACCCUGGCGAUGAGAGCACCGGCGGCGGCGGCGGCCUUGAGAAGCUUCUGAAGACCCGCCGCCUCUCUAUCCAGACAAGUGUAGUGGAUGAAGCAGCAGCAGUUGGUUCUGGAGGCAGCAGCAAGUGGUACCAAAGGUCGCCGGCAAGUCCCACGACUCCUUCCCCGACGGCGCGUAAGGACAACGUGUGGAGGAGCGUGUUCGACCCAGGAAGCAACCUCGCCACCCGGAAUAUCGGUGCCGAAGUCUUCGACAGGCCUCUUCACCCCAACUCUCCCACAGUUUACGACUGGAUGUAUAGUGGAGAAACAAGAUCCAAGCACCGUUGAAGACACGCAUGGGAUCGCCGCCAGUGCUCUGUUUCAUUAAUGUCCUGUUUUAAGCUUCAAUCAAUCAUCUUUCCUUUCUUAUCUACACUUCUUUUGGUGAAGUGAAUUUGUGAAUUUAAGAGUCUAUUGUAGAAUUUGAAUAAAGAGAGAAAAAUUGAACAUGAAAUUAAACAAUUUCAUAAUCUAAGUUACAAAAUAAUCCGAGACGAUAAAUAAACGUAACAUCAGCAAGGUAUGUUAUAGGUGCCGAUUCCUUACCAGUUUGACAUCACAAUUUUUAAACAUGUUCAGUUCGUAAAUGUUAUACCAAUUUUAUGAAGCGGCUACAAACUUUUUUGAGAAGUUACAAACUUGUUCAUUUUAAGAUCUUUAUCAAACAUGGGUUCAACUACUCUUCAUUCUCUAUCUUACUCACCAACCUACCCCACCUUAAUUUUUCCUCUCUAUAUCUUUCCUAAUGGAACUCUCUGAUCACCGGAGAGGAUCCAAAUUCAUGAAACAUAUGCAUCUCUGCAAAAUACAAAAAAUACAAGUGAUGAAAAUAUGCAUCUCUGCAAAAACCAAGUGAUGUAGAAAAAAAAGGAUGGUUAUUAUUAUUAUUAUUAUUAUUAUUAAUUAUAAUUAAUUAUUACGGAGUAGGGACUUUUAUUAAAUGGAGUAUUUAUAUCAAAAAUUUAAUAACGGAGUGUUAAAGUCUUUAUUUGGUGAAUUUUCAAAGACUUAUACUUCCUCUGUCCCGCUAGAAUAUUUCCGUGAAUGGCGUACCAUGUUUGACUGACGAUAAAGCAACUUAAUUCCUGUUAACACUCCGAUUAUUUUUAAUAAAUAAAAAUAACAUAUUCAGAAACUACAUUAAAACCGCAACAAAGUCUGAUAAAAAAUAUAAAUUUGGUAAAAAUUUGAUUUAUAAAGUAAAAGAUUAAAAAUGAUUUGAGUUGAUCAUGAGAAUAGUGGACCGGAAUCUUCUAAUGGGACGGAGAGAGUAUAAAAAAAGUCACGAUGUUACUUCCGCCUAAAAAAUUACAUUUUAGGAGGAGAGGAUGGGAGGAGGAAGAGGAGAGUGGUGAUGGUAACCUUAUUACAAAACGGUGAUGCUGGAAGAAGGGGCGGCAUAAAGAGAUGGUGGUGGCGAUGGAGAAUCAAGGACAUGCCAAAGAGCAGAGGUGUGGUAAAGAUGAACACCGACUGCAGCAAAGAUGAACACCAGAAAGAGUGAGCCGCACAUUUUGGGAGGGGAGAUGAACAUCUUUUAGAAAAUUAGGGUUUUGAUAUUGGGAAAUUUCAACAAAUAGGAGCAAAACGUACGGAUUUUCCAAAACUAAGAUCGCAGAUUCACGUAAGAUUCAACUACACCUGCAUUGACCACAAUACCCUUACUUUUAGGAAAUACCAAACAAUAAAUAGACAACAAGUAGACAAUAAAUUGUCUCUUACCCUCCCAUCCAUGCUGCCAGCGUCACAGUGACAGAGCCAUCCUCGGUGGUCACCGCCAGUCAGCACCACCGGCCACCCGCCCUCACCCCCAACAUCUAGCCACCCCGCCCUCACCCCCAACAUCCAGCCCCCAGCCCUACUCCCCUGUCCCCAGCCUUAAUCCCCUGCUCCCCUUCCCCAAAUCGGACCCAAUCAUUCCCCAAAUCGGACCCAAUCGUUCCCCAAAUCCGGCACCGGCAGCAGCGUCCGGCAACGGCGGCGGCGUCUGGCAACGGCAACAUGGAGGAUGGGCUUCCUGCGGAAGAAGCUUGGUUGGCGGAAGUUUUUUGGCCUGAAGGGCAAAUUUGGAAAGUUAGAAAUAGGUUUCCUAAUCUAGAACUAAAUAAAGUAAUAUGAAUGGAAAAAACAUUAGCAGGUAUUAUUUUUGUAAAAGAGCUAUGAUUUGGUCCUACUAGGAGCAAAUUUCUCUUUGAUAUUAUAUAAGAGAGCAUAAUGAUAAUCUGAAGUCCUAUUAGGGAAUUAAAAGCAUGUAGUCUUAUUUGUGCAUUUAUGUUUAGUUUUAGCCUGAUAUAGAACAAUUACUACACAUAAUACUCUUACUUACAAUUACAAAACGUUUAUGCUUCUAUUUGAGAAAUUUUCCCUAAUCAUUAACAUCAAAACAUGCACGGUAAACAUGUAGUAUAAAGAAAUAUGUACAAGUACUUACCGCUAGUGUAAAAAUUUAUAAUAAUAGAGUCAACGUUCUGGCUAGGAAUUGAGUCUUGAGCUGCAUGAUCAUUGUCUUCAAUUCCAUUAACAAAUUCUAUGUAAAGGGAGAACUUCUUGAGCUGCAUGAUCAUUGUCUUCAAUUCCAUUAACAAAUUCUAUGUAAAGGGAGAACUUUAUCUCGAGAUUCAACCACUUCUCUGGCAAUAAUACAUGAACAACUCAAACAUAGUUCUUGAGAGUGAACAAUAUAGUUCUUACACAAGGCCAAACUCUAAGAAUAAGACGGUUUUAUCUUAUAAAUAAGCUAAAAACAAAACUAUUUUGGGUUGAGUACUAAUGGUAUGUUUGGGAGUUUGGGAGGGAGGGAAGGGAAAAGCUUCGAUGGAAGGGGGGAGGGGGUAAAGGGAAGGGAAUGAGAGGAAGAUGGGAAGGAAUACCUUCUCCUUGAUUGGGGAUUACAAAUUUGUAAAAAAGGAGGUUAGGGGGUAUUAUAACUAAAAUUACUCAUGUAUCCUUUUUUACUUACAACAUAAAGUAUAUUCAAAUGAUGAAAAUAUUUAAAUUAGUAAUUAUCCUAAAUAAGACUAAAUGAAAAACUAAUUGCACAAAUAUGAUCAAAACCCAAAUCAUUCAUAAAUAGGACUAAAACUUAAUUUUCUACUCUUAAUACUUCUAAUCUAAUAAAUUUAUUGCUCCCUAGUUCCCUUAUACUACGUAUAACACGGUAGUCCAUUAGUAGCGGGGCAGUCCGAUUUUUGCGGCGGCGGCAUUGCGGCAAGAGGCCGGAGAACAAGAAAAAAUUGGCCCAAUCAAAGCUAUGGAGGCUGGCAGUCAAAAAUUUGGCGACGGCCGAAGUUGGAUAGUGGCAGGAGCAUUUUAUUUCCAACCACAAAAAAUUUCCUAUUUUGGUAAUUUUAAAACUACUAGCUGUAAAUUUUGAUCUUUUUUUAGUCCUAUUUAAAUACUUCCCCCGUUCUUUUUUAGUUGCAACGGUCAACCUUUCACAUUUGACAACGCACGUCUUUGACCGUAAUUAUAUCUUAAUUCUAUUAGUAAAAAAUAUAAAAAAUUAGAUUUUGAAAAUUUGUAAUGAAAUGAAUUGAACACAAAUUUUUUAAAAAAUAAUUUUCAAAAAAUAAUAACGUAAAAUGUAGUCAAAGUAGAGCAUGUGAAUAGUGUAAAAUUCAACAUGUUGCGAUUAAAACAGAACGGAGGAUACUAAUUAACUCUAUUUAAAUCCACACAUCAAUUUACUCACGAUCAAAUAAAGAUUUACGAAAUAUUUAAACAUCAAAACAAUUGAAAUAGAGUAUGUUAACAAAUCUAUACUAUACUAUGAAGUAUGAAUAGCUAUUGCCUACUGGAGAUAUAUUCAUUGUACGUGGGGUUAAAAUAAUUGAUCAAGUAAUUAUCCUCCAAACACUCCCAAAGCUGAGGAACUUAGACCAAAGUACCCCAAAGCCUUUCCUCCCAACUCUUAACACAAAAGGAAGAGUCAUCAACCCUUAUAACCCUUCCCUCCAAAACUCAACUCCAAAAAAUACCCUAAAAGUAAAUUAUAAUUAUGAGUCGGAUGAUAUCUCCAUGAAGUGUCACUUUAUUACAAGUGUUUCAUGACUAUUUUGUAACAUUUCUAACUGUUACACGUGCUUUUAGUGUCCGACUUAUGUUGAGCAUGCUCCCAGUUCCGAACCUUGAUCGUUCAAGAUUUGCAUAAAAAACUGAACCAGAAUUUCAGAUUGGAACCAGAACCAUUGGAGAGACUAUGAGGUUCAGAUUGGUCUAAACAUGGACCGGAACAGCCAACAACCAAAAAGGUGGACCGGGCGUGAAACAAUCACCAGUCAAUUUGGAUUUGAUUCUUGAAUUUUGGAGACCGUGGCCUAUCGAUCUAGGAUUAGUUUAGAAUUGAUUCAUGUACAACCCUUUUGGUACAUAUUUCCUCUUGAAGAAAUAUUUGCAUGUACACUUUACCUGCAUGCAUCAUGCAUGUGGGGCUUGAAUCGCCAUAGCACAAUACUCCGGUAUAUAUAAUUCUCAAAAGUGAUAUGUAAAAGUUACUCUUGUAUUUUGUUCAUUUAAAAUCAAUAAUU